AGAGAAAAUAUAAUUUUCUGUUGAAUAAACUAAAACUGAAUUAAAUUAGAACUAAAAUUAAUAUUUUAAAAGAGUGGUUACACACACGUUAAAUAAUGCUGUUGUUUUUCUAUUCCCUUAUUGCUUAUUUUAAUAGGCUAGAAUAGGAAUAUUGUUACGUCAUUUAAAACAUACAUUAUGUAUAAAUACGUUUUAUAUAUAUAUAUAUAUAUAUAUAUAACAUGUUACAUGUUUGAUAUGUUACAUAAAAAAUACAUGUAGAAUGCUUUUUCUUUAUGUUUUUUAGAAGACAGAAUGUAACUUAUGACAUACAGACGGCGUCAUUAAUGCCUUCCUAGCUGUGUUCUGGGGAUUUCUAUAGUGCACGUUACUAUGCUUCAAGUGGAAGGCAUUAAUGAUGCCGUCUGUAUUGUAUUAUAUUAUAAGUUGUCUAGUGAUUAUAAUGAAUGAGUGAGAGUUAUAGCAUAAAUCAACUUGUAUCAACUGCUCUUUUAAUUUUGCUUAUAAUGUAGAAAAAGAAAGAAAAUUAAUAUAUUACUGAAGUUUUUCUCUAUAUCAUCUCCUAUAUCUCGUUUAAAUUCUUCUGAUACUUUAUUCACUUUAAAGAAUUUAAAUUUUUGCCAACAUUAGAUUUAAAAUUCUUGAAAUUUUGAAUAGUGUAACUUCCUUGCCGAUUAUGUUUUCUUGACUACUUUAGAAAAAAGCAUGCUUAUUCAUAAGACAAGUAUUUUGUGUUGCAUAGACUUCAUUAAAUUUUUAAAAAUUACAAAAUGAUUACAUUGCUUUCGCACUUACAUUCAUGCUUAUUCGUUCUUACAUUAUUUUAAUUCUUAUAAAGUAAUACUCAGACGGUCAAGUCUGUCAAAAGCAAAGUAUCUGCUACAAAUUUUGUUAGCAGAAAAACUACAGAUUUGAUGACGGUUCUGAUAUAUUACAUGAUGUCGGUAGAAUGCUAACACAGAAGUCUAACAGAAUCAGACAGCAGAUUAGCGACAGAAAUCGAGCAGAUCCUGCCGAAACUGUUCAGUUUCUGCGCGAUUUCUGUUGCCAAUCUACAGUCUGAUUAUAUAUUAGCAGACUCUGCUGGCUGCUAAUAGAACAAUUAAGUUGAAUGCGGACGCAGUUGAUGUCAGUCUGCUGACAUGUCUAAUCAAAUCUGUUAUGGCCAGUCUACAAUAAGUCGUUAGUCGUUAGUCAAAUGUCGGAAGAGAGUCGGAAAAAGUCAUAAAACGUGUCAUAAGGCGAUCGGAAGUCUGUAAUCGGCAAUCACAUAAGCGAUUGGCCAAAUUCCAUCUCUUACGAUCACCGAUUACAGGCCUCUGAUUGCCUUACGAUACGCUUAUAACUAUUUCUUCCGACAUCUGACUAACGACUAACGACUCAUUGUAGACUGUAGACUGGCCAUUACAAAUCUGCCGACAGACUGCUAACUGCUAUCAUUUUGGUUACUGGAGAUAUAUAAAUAAUGCUUCGUUAUUCUCAUUCUCUUACAUUUUUUUUCUUUUUUAUUCUACUUUUCAUAUAUUCAUUCACACUCUCGCUUGCUCGCACGUUUGUCUCAAAUAAGAUACACUGAAACAACGAGAAAAGAAGAUAGAUUCUUAUUAUUAGUGAUAAAUGUAACCGCGUGACGGAAAAGGAAUUCUUCUUUCAACCCAAUGGAUUUUCGACUCAUGCGAGUCAGUGUACCACGAUUAUGGAAAAGGAAUUACUGAAAAGAAAAGAAAAGUAGAAAGACUGAAGACAGGAAGGAAAGAGAGGGAUCAACGAUGCCGCGAUUCGCCGCUGAUACGAAUCGCAGCGGGGCGGUAAGCUGGCUGCCGCUGGACCAAAAUGGACGCAAUUGGAUGAAGGAAGACUCGUGGAUAGCUAGAUACGGCGAUGGCGUAGAUAGUCAUCCGCGAAGUGGCAAAGUCCAUUGCGAUCAAGUCACCAUCGUCCUCGCGCGACGGCGCGAGUCCCAGUGAGAGGAUGUCGUGUCGCGACCCCGACAACCUGAUGAUUAGUGACGACGAGAGCUUCGAUUAUCUGUUUAAAAUCGUGCUGAUUGGCGACUGCGGCACGGGCAAGACUUGCGUGGUGCAACGCUUUAGAUCCGGCACGUUCGUCGAACGCCACGGCAACACCAUCGGCGUCGACUUCACCAUGAAGACCGUCCUCAUCGACGGCAAGAGGGUCAAGCUACAAAUAUGGGAUACUGCGGGACAGGAAAGAUUUCGAACGAUAACUCAGAGUUACUAUAGAUCUGCAAAUGGAGUAAUCGUAGGUACGUAUAUAAGUACAUUAGCCGCAUAAUAGAUCAUUUUUCGAUUAACAUGUAUUGUAUUAUUUGUAUU
Temnothorax curvispinosus is the source of this 2336-nucleotide messenger RNA. RefSeq names its product ras-related protein Rab-43-like (gene Rab19). The transcript is spliced from 2 exons. Gene Ontology annotation, molecular function: GTPase activity; GTP binding. The record is from RefSeq and is a predicted model, not a curated record. Bases 1972 to 2295 code for a protein of 107 amino acids. NCBI's taxonomy places the organism in Eukaryota, Metazoa, Arthropoda, Insecta, Hymenoptera, Formicidae. Gene Ontology annotation, cellular component: trans-Golgi network.